Molecule: messenger RNA, 575 nt
Organism: Pocillopora damicornis (cauliflower coral)
Lineage: Eukaryota; Metazoa; Cnidaria; Anthozoa; Scleractinia; Pocilloporidae
Product: acetoacetyl-CoA synthetase
Biological process (GO): lipid metabolic process
Molecular function (GO): acetoacetate-CoA ligase activity
Source: RefSeq, a predicted model, not a curated record
GACUUGUAAACUCAGCCGCCAUGUUAACUAGCUCUGAUGACCUUCAAUGACCGAAGUUUCAUCCGUGGAAGUCUGGAUAAAGAAACAGCAACUUCUACCAACUAGAGUAGGCGGAGAUUCGAACUCGAUGGCUUCCGUGCGAGAAGAGAAACCUAAAUGUAUGUGGAAGCCAAAUGCAGAUCAGUCGACCAACAUUGGCGACUUCCAGUCAGUUGUGAAUCAGACAUUUGGCUUGAAUUUAGAAACUUAUGAGGAGCUGCGUAAGUGGAGUGUCAAUCAACAUACAGAUUUCUGGGAAAUGUUUUGGAAAUUUGCCAACAUUGUCCACUCCCAUCCAUAUGAUGAGGUUUUAGAUGAGUCUAAACCAAUGGAAGAGGUUCCAGAAUGGUUCCAUGGCGCUCACCUUAAUUUUGCAGAAAAUCUUCUACGCUUUGAUGAUGAGAAAGUUGCUUUGUACACUGCAGGAGAAGGGCAAGAGGUCAAGACCGUAACCUUUCAUCAACUAAGAAAGAGUGUGGCAUUACUAGCUUCUGCUCUGAAAAAUCUUGGUAUUAAGAAAGGAGAUAGAGUUGUCG